UUUCGUAAAAAUUAAAAAUUUGAUUUGAAUAAAUUUUUGUUACAGAUGAUGUGAACAUUAAUAAACAAAACAAUCAAAAAUAUAACAUGGGGGACGAAAUAUCAAUAUUUUUAGUGAUGUUCCUUGCAAUUGGCGGUAUAAUAAUGAUGAGCGCAUUGUUGGUCUGCUAUGCCUGUAUCUUUCGUGAUCUGUGUUGUAGAGAGGAUAGAUCAAAAAGAAGACAAUCUCAAAGUCCUCAUCAUGAACCCGAUGAUCCUAACAGACCCAGAUUGGAUGCAAUACUUUUAAACGAUAUUACACAAGGAGAAAGUAUGCCUACUGAAUCUGAGAAAGUUUAAUAAAUAAAAAACAAAAUGAAAUUAAUAUCAAAAACCAAAAAUUUUGAACAUGAUAUGGUAAUAUUAGGAAUUAAUUAAACAUGAAUUAAGAAACAUUAAAGAAAGUCUUUCAUUAUUAGUGAUUGUAAAUAUAAAGUAUAAACAAACAUAAUUUGAUUUUUAUUUCAAAUUACUAUGUUACGGAUUAAUGUAUUAUGUACAUAUUCAAAUACAUUUAUAUAUGUAUAUACAUUGUAUAUUAUAUAUAUGCAGUAAAUUUCAUAUAA
Apis dorsata (giant honeybee) is the source of this 604-nucleotide messenger RNA. RefSeq lists its product as uncharacterized. The transcript has a single exon. Bases 87 to 338 code for a protein of 83 amino acids. The record is from RefSeq and is a predicted model, not a curated record. NCBI's taxonomy places the organism in Eukaryota, Metazoa, Arthropoda, Insecta, Hymenoptera, Apidae.